AUGUUGACGAAGUUUGAGACAAAGAGUAAUAGAGUGAAGGGAUUGAGUUUCCACAGUAAGCGGCCAUGGAUUUUGGCGAGUCUUCACAGCGGUGUGAUCCAGCUCUGGGAUUACCGAAUGGGCACUCUAAUUGAUCGCUUUGACGAGCAUGAUGGUCCUGUUCGAGGCGUCCAUUUUCACAAAUCUCAGCCACUCUUUGUCUCCGGAGGAGAUGAUUAUAAGAUUAAGGUUUGGAAUUACAAGCUGCACAGGUGUUUGUUUACACUUCUUGGACAUCUUGAUUAUAUCCGAACCGUUCAAUUUCACCACGAGUAUCCCUGGAUCGUUAGUGCAUGUGAUGAUCAAACUAUCCGGGUAUGGAAUUGGCAAUCACGCACUUGCAUUUCUGUCUUAACGGGACACAACCAUUAUGUGAUGUGUGCCUCUUUUCAUCCCAAAGAAGACUUGGUUGUUUCAGCAUCUUUGGAUCAAACUGUUCGAGUUUGGGAUAUUGGUGCAUUGAGGAAGAAAACUGUUUCUCCGGCUGAUGACAUCCUGCGAUUGAGUCUGAACCCGCUACUCCCCUGGAAUUGUAAAAUGUUGACGAAGUUUGAGACGAAGAGUAAUAGAGUUAAGGGAUUGAGUUUCCACAGUAAGAGGCCAUGGAUUUUGGCGAGUCUUCACAGCGGCGUAAUCCAGCUCUGGGACUACCGAAUGGGCACUCUUAUUGAUCGCUUUGACGAGCAUGAUGGUCCUGUUCGCGGCGUUCAUUUUCACAAAUCCCAGCCACUCUUUGUCUCUGGAGGAGAUGAUUAUAAGAUCAAGGUUUGGAAUUACAAGCUACACAGGUGCUUGUUUACACUUCUUGGACAUCUUGAUUAUAUCCGAACCGUUCAAUUUCACCAUGAGUAUCCCUGGAUCGUUAGUGCGAGUGAUGAUCAAACAAUCCGGAUAUGGAAUUGGCAAUCACGCACUUGCAUUUCUGUCUUAACGGGACACAACCAUUAUGUGAUGUGUGCCACAUUUCAUCCCAAAGAAGACUUGGUUGUUUCAGCAUCUUUGGAUCAAACUGUUCGAGUUUGGGACAUUGGAGCAUUGAGGAAGAAAACUGUUUCACCAGCUGAUGACAUCCUGCGAUUGAGUCAGAUGAACUCUGAUUUCUUUGGUGGUGUAGAUGCUGUUGUGAAGUAUGUCUUGGAAGGCCAUGAUCGUGGGGUUAACUGGGCUUCAUUCCAUCCCACUCUCCCUUUGAUUGUCUCUGGAGCAGAUGAUCGCCAAGUGAAAAUUUGGCGCAUGAAUGAUACAAAGGCUUGGGAGGUGGACACAUUGAGAGGGCACAUGAACAAUGUAUCAUGCGUUCUGUUCCAUGCAAAACAGGACAUCAUUGUUUCCAAUUCAGAAGAUAAGAGCAUUCGGGUUUGGGAUGCUACCAAAAGGACUGGUCUGCAAACUUUCCGCAGGGAACAUGACAGGUUCUGGAUCCUUUCAGCUCAUCCUGAGAUGAGCCUUCUAGCUGCUGGUCACGACAGUGGCAUGAUUGUCUUCAAGUUAGAGAGAGAGCGUCCUGCUUUUUCCCUGAGUGCUGAUUCUCUAUUCUAUGUGAAAGAUCGAUUUCUGCGUGUUUACGAGUAUUCGACUCAGAAAGACACGCAAUUGAUACCAAUUCGUCGACCUGGUUCUAACAGUUUGAAUCAAGGGCCUCGAACUCUUUCUUAUAGUCCUACUGAGAAUGCUGUUUUAGUCUGCUCGGAUAUGGAUGGAGGGUCAUAUGAGCUCUACAUUAUACCUAAAGACAGCUAUGGCAGAGGCGAUACAGUCCAAGAGGCAAAAAGAGGUAUGGGGGGAUCAGCGGUGUUUGUGGCUCGAAAUAGAUUUGCAGUGCUAGAGAAAAGCAGUAACCAAGUGUUGGUCAAGAAUUUGAAAAACGAAAUCGUCAAGAAGAGUGUUUUGCCAAUUGCUACCGAUGCAAUAUUCUACGCUGGGACUGGAAACUUGCUGUGCAGGGCAGACGACAGGGUUGUUAUCUUUGACCUCCAACAAAGGAUCCUUCUUGGGGAUCUCCUGACUCCUUUCGUUAGGUAUGUCGUUUGGUCUCAGGACAUGGAGAGUGUUGCUUUAUUGAGCAAACAUUCUAUCAUCAUUGCUGAUAAGAAGCUUGUGCACCGCUGCACUCUUCACGAGACCAUUCGUGUCAAGAGUGGAGCAUGGGACGAUAAUGGUGUCUUCAUCUAUACUACCCUGACUCACAUCAAGUACUGCCUCCCUAAUGGGGACAGUGGAAUUAUCAAAACUCUGGAAGUCCCAGUGUACAUCACUAAAAUAUAUGGCAAUACUAUCUUUUGCUUGGAUCGAGAUGGGAAAAACCGUCCUAUCAUUAUUGAUUCGACUGAAUAUGUUUUCAAGUUAUCUCUGUUGAGGAAGAGAUACGACCAGGUUAUGAGCAUGAUUAGAAAUUCAGAACUCUGUGGACAGGCCAUGAUUGCAUAUCUGCAGCAAAAGGGCUUUCCACAAGUUGCUCUUUAUUUUGUGAAGGACGAAAGGACUCGCUUCAACUUAGCACUUGAAAGUGGGAACAUCGAGAAAGCUGUUGAAUCGGCUAAGAAGAUUGAUGAGAAAGAUUACUGGUACCGGCUAGGUGUGGAGGCCCUUCGUCAGGGAAAUACUGGGAUUGUUGAAUAUGCAUACCAGAGAACGAAGAAUUUUGAGAGGCUAUCAUUCCAUUAUCUAAUUACUGGUAAUGUGGACAAAUUGUCCAAAAUGAUGAAAAUUGCCGAGGUGAAGAAUGAUGUUAUGGGCCAGUUCCAUGACGCAUUGUACCUUGGUGAUGUCCAAGAGCGUGUCAAGAUUCUGGAGAAUGCAGGCCAUCUGCCCCUUGCGUAUAUCACUGCCUCAGUCCAUGGGCUCCAUGAUAUUGCUAAUCGAUUAGCUGUGGAACUAGGGGAUAAUCUUCCAUCUUUGCCUGAGGGGAAGAAAGCUUCUCUUUUGAUGCCCCCAAGUCCUGUUUUGUGUGCUGGAGAUUGGCCUUUAUUAAUGGUCAGUAAAGGGAUAUUUGAGGGUGGUCUUGAUGAUGCAGGCAGAAGUGAAGAGGAGAAUUAUGAAGAGGCUGCAGAUGCUGACUGGGGCGAGGCUUUGGAUAUUGGUGAAGUGGAAAACAUGCAAAAUGGAGACGUUAGUAUGGUGGUGGAGGAAGAGGAUGUGCAUGAAGAAACUGAGGGAGGAUGGGAUCUUGAGGAUCUGGAUCUUCCUCCAGAUACUGACACGCCAAGGACGGCUCCAAAUGCGCGUUCUUCUGUAUUUAUUGCUCCAAACCCUGGCAUGCCUGUAAGCCAGAUUUGGGUCCAAAAAUCAUCUCUUGCUGCUGAACAUGCAGCUGCUGGAAACUUUGAUACAGCAAUGCGUUUAUUGAAUCGUCAACUAGGGAUAAAGAAUUUCUCUCCAUUGAGAUCACUGUUCAUGGAUCUUCACAUGGGCAGUCACACUUAUUUACGUGCCCUGUCUCUGGUGCCAGUGAUUUCUGUAGCAGUCGAGAGGGGUUGGAGCGAGUCAGCAAGUCCAAAUGUGCGGGGUCCACCUGCACUUGUGUUCAAUUUCUCUCAGUUGGAAGACAAGCUUUCGGCUGGUUACAAGGCGACAACUGCCGGAAAAUUUUCUGAAGCCCUUCGGCAUUUUAGGGCUAUUCUUCAAACGAUUCCGCUUAUUGUUGUCGAGUCACGAAGAGAGGUGGAUGAAAUUAAAGAGUUGAUUAUCAUUGUAAAGGAGUAUGUUCUGGGUUUGCAGAUGGAACUCAAGAGGAAGGAAUUGACUGACGAUGCAGUUCGUCAGCAGGAAUUGGCUGCUUAUUUUACCCACUGCAAGCUCCAACUUCCUCACCGGAGACUAGCACUGUUGAAUGCCAUGACUGUUUGCUAUAAAGCACAAAACCUGAGCACUGCAGCCCAUUUUGCCAGGGAACUUCUGGAGACCAAUCCAGCUGCCGAAACCCAAGCCAAGAAAGCCCGUCAAGUUCUGCAGGCGGCCGAGAGGAAUAUGAGAGAUGUUACACCACUGAAUUACGACUUCAGAAAUCCUUUUGUGGUGUGUGGGUCCACGUACACCCCAAUAUACCGGGGACAGAAGGAUGUUACUUGCCCUUACUGCAGUACACAUUUUGUUCCAUCGCAGCAGGGAGAGCUUUGUACAGUUUGUGACCUUGCAGUGGUUGGAGCUGAUGCAUCUGGUUUACUCUCUUCGCCAUCGCAGAUCAGAUGA
Molecule: messenger RNA, 4227 nt
Organism: Fraxinus pennsylvanica
Lineage: Eukaryota; Viridiplantae; Streptophyta; Magnoliopsida; Lamiales; Oleaceae
Source: the annotation of a GenBank genome assembly